GUACGCGCUGCGGUUGGCGCCCGACCAAAAGUAAGUUCUAACCGAUUGACCUCGUUGUUGUGGUUGUUUUUCGUGUCUUUAUGUGGGUACUUUUAUGCCAGUACCGGCGUUUGACUUGUGAGAUGCGCGAUCAAGGCUAUGUGGAAUUUCUUUUCAGGUUUUCUCCGCACGCCGCCAAAGAGUGCUUACGGAGCGUGCUAACGAACGAAUUUGAAGACAAGAAUUACGACAAGGAUGCAGUUCCUGACUGGACGAGGAAAACCUCGGAGAAAAUAUGUGGCAAACUUCAAGAGCUAGGCUUUGAGCGGUACAAAUUUGUCGUCCAGGUUGUCAUAGGGGAACAGCGAGGUGCAGGAACAAGGAUGGCUUGCCGAUGCAUCUGGGAUUCUGACACAGAUGUGUACGCUUCAGAGUUCUUCAGCAAUAGCACUCUUUUCUGCGUCGCUGUGGUCUUGGCAUCAUACUACUAUUGAGGUGGGUUGAUUGGUUGAUUAUUAUGAUUUCUAAAUGAGCCGACCGCAAGCAAGCUGAAAGUGCUUUAUGUGCCAGAAGCCUAGUAACUUGGGACACCAGUAAGGAAUUUCAGGAUUUUAAUAUAUCUGAUAUGUAAGCAUGCUUAGGGGGGCCCCAGAGAUGUAAUAAUGAAAUAGGACGUUUGAAAUACUUACUAUAUUCUUACAAUAUGUAUGUCUACAGUUGUGUACAGUAGGUGGUUUAAAAAUAUUACUAAUUACUGCACACCUUUCAGAGUUGCACAUGAAAUUUUCGUUAUCACAAUUUCAGUAUAGUCACACAUACUAGUAUAACUGCA
Messenger RNA from Ixodes scapularis (black-legged tick), 811 nucleotides. Its product is annotated as dynein light chain Tctex-type protein 2B. Bases 81 to 473 code for a protein of 130 amino acids. Gene Ontology annotation, molecular function: dynein intermediate chain binding. Gene Ontology annotation, cellular component: cytoplasm; cytoplasmic dynein complex. NCBI's taxonomy places the organism in Eukaryota, Metazoa, Arthropoda, Arachnida, Ixodida, Ixodidae. The record is from RefSeq and is a predicted model, not a curated record. The transcript has 4 exons. Gene Ontology annotation, biological process: microtubule-based movement.